Beta vulgaris subsp. vulgaris (sugar beet) is the source of this 1138-nucleotide messenger RNA. Its product is annotated as probable glutathione S-transferase parA. The record is from RefSeq and is a predicted model, not a curated record. The coding region runs from base 135 to 800 and encodes 221 amino acids. Gene Ontology annotation, biological process: glutathione metabolic process. Gene Ontology annotation, cellular component: cytoplasm. Gene Ontology annotation, molecular function: glutathione transferase activity. NCBI's taxonomy places the organism in Eukaryota, Viridiplantae, Streptophyta, Magnoliopsida, Caryophyllales, Amaranthaceae. The transcript has 3 exons.
AUCCGAGUAACCUCCUAUAAUAAUCACCACUCACCAGUCACCCUGCACAUAGCCUUAGCCGCCUCUGCUCACCUAUCAUAUACUAUUAUAAAGCAAAAGGGUAUUGUUCCUCAAACUAUUAAGAUCCAAAAACAAUGGACUAUGAAAACCAAGUAGUGUUGCUUGAUUUCUGGAGCAGUUCAUAUGCUAUGAGAGUAAAAAUUGCAUUGGCAGAGAAAGGAGUUAAGUAUGUUUGUGAAGAACAAAGCUUGGUUAAUAAGGGAUCUUUGCUUCUUGAAAUGAACCCUGUUCAUAAAAUGAUUCCUGUUUUGAUACACAAUGGUAAACCCAUUUGUGAAUCACUUGUAAUUAUUCAGUAUAUUGAUCAAGUUUGGGCUGAAACUUCUUCUUUGCUUCCUUCUGAUCCUUACCAUCGAUCUCAAGCUAGAUUUUGGGGUGAAUUCAUUGAUAAACAAAUAUAUGUUGCUGCAAAACAACUAUGGAAAGCAAAAGGAGAAGAUCAAGAGAGAUUGAUUAAGGAGUUCAUUAGCAACUUGAAGUUAUUAGAACAAGUGAUUAACAAUAAUAUGUUUUUUGGUGGUGAUACAUUUGGGUACAUCGAUGUUGCACUUAUUCCAAUCACUAGCUGGUUUUACACCUUGGAGAAAUUUGGUAAUUUCAACAUAGAGGCUAAUUGUCCCAUAAUUGUUGCAUGGGCUAAAAGAUGCAAAGAAAGAGAAAGUGUGUCUAGUUCAUUGCCAGAUCCUGAGAAAGUUUACAGCUUUGCCUUGGACAUCAAAAAAGCACUUGGGCUUGACUAAGUUUUUCUCGUCAGUAUAACACUUUCUCCGUUUAGAAAUAGUUACAUCAUUUGCAUAGUAUUUACUAUUUACGUAUUACACUUUGAUUGUCUUUGAUGAUUUAUAUUGUAGAAAAAAUAUGAUCAUGUGCGAUCUUGUUAGAUGCGUCUCAACAUAUAUUUUUUUAAUAUCAACUUUUUAUGAUUUUUACUUAUUGAUAAUCAAAAAUAUUAAUGUUUGAAAAAAUAAAUUGGCAAGCGUGAGAACAUGAAAUGGUGCAAUAAUUUCUAAACGGAGGAAGUAUAUGUGAUCGUCCGAGCCAAAUACUAAUUAUGAAUAAUAAAUUUCUUGGUUGUUUA